UGAUAAACGCAAUCUUGAUAUUGGCUCAAUCGACAGGAGCUCUGAUCAUUAAAAGAAAAAAAAGGUGAAAAAGAAGGGGGGAGGAGCGUUGCGUUUUCCUAAAACUUUGUGAUCCACCGCCUACCGCCGCCACGGGAUGGAACCAACCACGGCCCCCCCUUGUUUCUUUUGUUAAAAUAUACUGUUCACACGCAAUCCCAACGCGCAAAUUCCCUCUCCAUAUAAACAUCUCCAUCUCCAUUACCCAUUUCAUCAAUCAAAUCCUUCAUCCAAUUCAAUAUCCAAUUACCCAUGGACAAAUUCACACUACUAUUCAACACCAUUGACACCGACUGCGACGGCAAGGUCUCCCCUCACGAUCUCCUCACCCGUCUCCCGCCCCUGACAGGGGAGGACCUUACCGAGGUGGACGCCGCCGCGGCUGUGGCUGCCUUCGAUUGGAACGGCGACGGGCUGCUGGACAUGGAGGAGUUUGGGAGGUUGGUGGAGGGGGAUGAUGAAGAAGAGGUGAGAGAGGCUUUCCAGAUGUAUGAAAUGGAGGGAUUGGGAGUCAUUACGCCGGUGAGUUUGCGCCGGAUGCUCAGCCGCCUUGGGGAGUCGAGGAGCGUCGGCGAUUGCAAGAAAAUGAUCGCUAAAUUUGAUGUCAAUGGCGAUGGAGUUUUGUGUUUCGAUGAAUUUAGGACUAUGAUGUUGCUCUGAAAUUUUCACCCCUAAUCUCUUUUUGUGUUUGGGGAAAAAUGGGUAUUCUAAUUUACAACCAUUUAAUUAAUUAUUUAUUUUUUAA
Messenger RNA from Benincasa hispida (wax gourd), 784 nucleotides. RefSeq names its product putative calcium-binding protein CML23. The record is from RefSeq and is a predicted model, not a curated record. Gene Ontology annotation, molecular function: calcium ion binding. NCBI's taxonomy places the organism in Eukaryota, Viridiplantae, Streptophyta, Magnoliopsida, Cucurbitales, Cucurbitaceae.